Messenger RNA from Etheostoma spectabile (orangethroat darter), 2173 nucleotides. It is a transcript of the gene cth, whose product is annotated as cystathionase (cystathionine gamma-lyase). Lineage: Eukaryota; Metazoa; Chordata; Actinopteri; Perciformes; Percidae. The record is from RefSeq and is a predicted model, not a curated record. The transcript is spliced from 12 exons. Gene Ontology annotation, biological process: transsulfuration. Gene Ontology annotation, molecular function: pyridoxal phosphate binding; cystathionine gamma-lyase activity. Gene Ontology annotation, cellular component: cytoplasm. Bases 87 to 1316 code for a protein of 409 amino acids.
CCCCCCCUCCUACCCGGUUAUCAUCCUUCGGUAAUGCACACUGAUCCUCAGUUCACUACGGUGUACAUUUCGGGGAGCACAUUGCCAUGGAUAAAAAUCACAAACAAGACGAGCAGAGCGACUUGUUCGCCGGCUUCAGGGCGGCGUAUAAAUCGUUUGCCACAGAUGCCAUUCACGUCGGCCAGGAGCCGGAGCAAUGGAAAUCGAUGGCUGUAGUGCCGCCUAUUUCCCUAUCUACCACGUUCAAGCAGUUCGGACCAGGAAACCACGCCGGGUUUGAAUACAGCCGGAGUGGAAACCCUACAAGAAACUGUCUUGAGAAGGCUGUGGCUGCUUUGGAUGGAGGAAAGUAUUGCAUUGCUGUAGCCUCGGGCCUGGCGGCCACAGUGACCAUUACUCACUUACUUAAGGCCGGUGAUGGAAUCAUCUGCAUGGACGACGUGUACGGAGGCACAAACCGCUACUUCCAAAGAAUUGCUGCUGAACUUGGUCUGAAGGUGUCUUUUGCUGACUGUACAAAACCAGAACAGUUGGAGGCUGCUCUGAAGGCCAACACUAAACUUGUGUGGAUUGAGACACCCUCCAACCCCACAAUGAAAGUUGCUGACAUCAAGGCCUGUUCUGAUGUGGCCCAUAAAUACAACAAAGACAUAGUGGUGGUUGUCGACAAUACCUUUAUGUCUGCCUUCUUUCAGCGUCCCUUGGCUUUGGGAGCUGAUAUCUGCAUGUAUUCAGCUACCAAAUACAUGAAUGGUCACAGUGAUGUGGUAAUGGGUCUGGCCUCAAUGAACCGGGAUGAUCUGUAUGAGCGACUGAAGUUUCUGCAAAAUGCACUGGGCAGUGUACCAUCACCCUUCGACUGCUUCCUGUGUAACCGAGGACUGAAGACACUACACCUGCGAAUGGAGCGGCACUACAGCAAUGCCAUGGCUGCCGCCAAGUUUCUGGAGGCGGAUCCCAGGGUGGAGCAGGUCCUCUUUCCAGGGCUGCCCUCUCACCCCCAGCACGAAGUGGUGAAGAGACAAUGCACUGGAUGUUCGGGGAUGAUUACCUUCUACAUUAAGGGAAACCUGGAGCAUGCCAGCACCUUCCUCAGCAACCUCAAAUUGUUUGCCAUAGCUGAGAGCCUUGGUGGUUAUGAGAGUUUAGCAGAACAUCCGGCGAUUAUGACCCAUGCAUCAGUGCCAGAAAACGAGAGGAGAGUCCUGGGGAUCAGUGACACACUCAUCCGACUCUCCGUGGGUCUGGAGGAUGAGGCUGACAUCAUCAAAGACUUGGAGCAAGCUCUUGCUGCUGCUCAUCCAAAAAAGAAGUGAAAUGUCUUCAGGCCAUCUUUGAGGCUGAGGUUGAAAUCAAUCAAAGUUGAGGUGAAGACUGGAGGUACCUGAAGUCUAAAAUCCUCACAGAUCAACACUUGGUGCCUCCGUUCAGCGCACAAGCAGCAGAGAUACAACUAUCAGGGAACAACUUCUUUAAAAAAUACAAAUUGUGCCAUCUGUGAAUACUUAUCAAAAUUUUUACACAAUCUUUUUAAUGCCUAUUUUACUCAAAGAUCAGUUAAGUAAUCUUUAUCUUAUGCUGGGUUUUGCUUUGUUUUAUGUUUAUGUUUUGUUGGGAAGGCUUUAAUGGGCUGUAGUCCUAUUCAUUCAAGGCUGAUACAGUCUGUUUCUGCAGGAAAACCAAACAUUUUCUGUCUUGCUAUAAACCUACUUCAGGCUGCAUCCUAGUUUUGAUGCACAGAACAGUCUCCAAAGGUAACUGUCCAAGGACAACUGCAGAUGUAAUCUGUAAUAAUUAUUUCCUAAUUCUAGUUGUCAUAGUUUCCUCUAUAAAAGAAGUAGGCACGUAUUAAGGAUGUCUGAGACUAAUCAGGAUAUUUGGCAAUAAAUAAGGGAAUGAUUUGUAAGCACAUGCCUUUAUUUAGAGCAGAAUUUCUCAGCAUUGAUGAGGUUUCAGGUUUUUAUACAACUGAAGGCUAUUAGGAGUAUUUCUCAGACUAAAGUUUGAUGACAAAUAUUCCCCUAGGUCAGAACGUGCAUGUUUUGUAUCUCUGCAGAGAAAAAUGUUUCACUCAGGCACUUCCACCUGCUGCUCUCCCAUGCUUCAUUUGUGACAGACCAUUCAUCAUCAUUUAUGUAACUGACAAAUCCAUUAAAAUCAGUUUGCAGAAUAA